UCGGACCCUGAAGUUUCAAGGACAGAUGGAUAAGGUGCAAGUUAUGAACUUGCUCAUCUAUGUUCGUAUAGUUUCCGCAUGAAGUUCAUAUGUGCAAUAUGGGGAGAACUUGGAGAUGGAAAAAUUCUCCAGCUCAACCUGGUAAAGCUUAUCAUCCAACGACGGUUGAACAUUUAGCUAAUUGCAUAUCACACGUUCCAUGUGUUCCACUUGGUGUUGCUGGAAUGAUUAGACUGUAUUCAAAGGCAGAUACAUAUUCUAAAUCAGUGGCGGCAAUCGUUUAUGGUCUUGCCAUCGUCUCACUCUUCUUUGCAUCUUCUGUCUUCCAUUUGUUCUCUUUGUUCUAUAUUAAUGGGCGUUUGCGUUCUACACUCCAACUCUGUGACAGAAUUGUUAUAUGCUUGUUUAUAGCAGCCUCAUAUACUCCAUGGCUGUUAUUACGUGAUUUCCAUGCAUCAUGGGGUUUAACUACACUGUGGUCUGUAUGGAUUGCAGCAAUUUUCGGUGGUGCAUUCCAAUAUGUUUAUCUAGAUAGAUUUAAAUCUGUUGAACUGAUGAUCUAUUUAGCAAUUUCCAUUUGUCCAGCUUAUAGUUUCAUUUACAUGCAUGAACAAUCUGGUCUACCAUUAUUAUUUACAGGGGCAUUUGUUUAUUUAUCUGGUGUGAUAUUUUUCAAAUUAGAUGGUCAUAUUCCAUUAGCACAUGCAAUAUGGCAUUGUUGUGUAUUUAUUGCUACAUUUUUACAAUUCAAUGCAGUCGAUACAUUUUUAUUAACAAAUUAGAUAAAUAAAUUUUUAGAGAAAAAAAAGAAGAAAGAAAAUGAUAAACGAGAAAAGAAAAUCACCAUGAUCAUUUAUUUUCGUUGUUGUUGUUAUGUUAUCAUAAAGAAAGGUUUGUUUGUUCGUUUGUUUGUUACUUUUUGUUGAGCAUUUUUCUGGUUAGCGUUUUUUUUAGCGAGUUAGUUUUCUACGGAUCGCUAACCCAAUGCCCAACCCUCCUCUUUUACCCGGGCUUCGGACCGGCAGUAACUCUAAAAGAGCUACAUACGGAGUUUUUAUUGAGCAUAAUAGUCAUAAUUUAUUGAACACUAUAUAUAUGUAUAUAUAUAAAUAGUAAUUGACUACUGAUAUACUUAAUUCAACACAGAUAUUAUUUAUUAGCUUCUUUGUAUGUAACAGAUUUUCUUCAUUUCUAUAUAUUAAUUAUGUAAUAUUUAUCUGUUGCUUAAUAUGCUGAAUGUAGUGAUAUAAUUCCUCCUUCUCUCAAUUUUCGUUCCCAAAAUCACAUUAACCUUCAAGAUUCCAUUCUCCUUGUCUAUCUAUCUGUCUGUCUGUCUGUCGAUCGGUCGGUCUAUCUGUCUAUCCGUCGGUCUGUCUGUCUUUCCGUUGUGUAAUAUUUCCAUUACUAUUUAUAACAUACAAAUCUUUUACUCAUUUUUAAUUUUGUUAAAUUGAAUUUAUUCCUUUUCCUGACAUUAAUUUACAGAGUUAUUUUAAUGUGUUUUUUUAAAUUAUAUUUCUCAGUUGUAUUUUUUAAUCAGAUAUCAGUAAAAGAAAAGAAUGUUAUGAAUAGUAGUGAUUAUUAUCUCUUGUUAGUAGUAUAUAUAUGUUUGUCCGUUACAACCAAACAAGUUGGUGAAGCCUAAUAGACCCUUCUGGCAAGAAACAAGCCACAUUGAAGCACGGUACAAUUACCA
Molecule: messenger RNA, 1696 nt
Organism: Schistosoma curassoni
Lineage: Eukaryota; Metazoa; Platyhelminthes; Trematoda; Strigeidida; Schistosomatidae
Source: the annotation of a GenBank genome assembly